AAAUCAAUCUCAACUUACCGUGCAAUACUUGGAUGCCACGUUUCGCUUAUUUCCACUCGUCAGGUCCGAGCGGCUGCACUCGAGACACACUCCAUCAUAAACCUUUUCGGUGCUACAAAUUCAUAAGCCUUUUCACCUCUGCAAAUUAAGAUCUCCCCGGGAAAGAUCGGAAAAACAGAAAAGAAGAAAGAAAGAGAAGAUAUCUCUUUGAAUCGAACUCAGAUUGUUCUUCAAAUAAUCUCAAAUCGUAAUGUUAUCACUUUCAUUCUUGCUACUCAAGCCGUAGAUCCUCGCCGGAACUUGCAGAACAGUUCCAUUUUUCUUCAUUUCUAUACGAAUUUGCGUGUUUUCCGUUUAAAUUUCUCGAUUACGUUCUUGUUGGGUAAUGUAAUGGAAAGUUUCAGUGCGGAAGAUCUGUCGACGAUCGGAGGUAUAGCGACAGUUUCGAUUCUACAUUCCUUCAUUCCCACGCACUGGUUGCCGUUCUCCAUUGUUGGACGCGCUCAGAAAUGGACUCUUUCUCGGACCGUACUUGUCACUGCAUUUGGAGCUGUUCUGCACGUGAUAUCCACCUCACUUCUUGGUAUAACAGCAAUCACCAUGGCAAAUACAAUUGCAGGCGAGGAAACAGUGCAUAAACUUGCUUCGUUGUUGCUUGUAAUUCUUGGCAGUGGUUAUGUUUUGUUGUUUCUCUCUGGAAAGGGUGGUCACAGUCACUCCCACAACCAACCCAUGGAGAAAAUGGCUGUUGCUGGGCUUGUCCUCGUGCCUGCAUUAUCUCCUUGUGCAACAACACUUCCAGUUUUCCUUGCUGUUGGGAAUUCAUCCUCUAUGAUGGUGCUUGCUAUCAUAGUGCUGCUACUGAGCACUAUAACUGUGAUGACUUCUCUUGUGGCUCUUUCGUUUUAUGGUGCAAGCCAGCUCAAGUUUCACUGGGUAGAGCGAUAUGAUAAGCUUCUUGUAGGUUCUGUCCUAUGUCUUGUAGGAAUAUUGACACUCAUUUUUCAUGAUCAUCAUGGCGAGGGCGGCUCUGUUGGAGAACAUUUUCAUAAUAGGAAAAUUAUUGUUUGAUGAUUCUUGGUAAUCCUGCAACCCGUGUUUUGGCAAGGUUACUUUUUUAUUUGAUGAGGUUAAGGACCAAUAUAUGUAAAACUACUUUGAUUAAUUUGUUGUGCCAUAAGCAGUUCUUGAGAAUGUUUCAUUGCACUUUUGUGUACAGAUCGGUGCAUCAGCCCUUUGUGUGGAUGUGUCUGAUUAUUAUACUCGAAUUUGUUAUUCUGUUUCUACUGCCCUAAUCUUUGGUUGUC
Malania oleifera is the source of this 1307-nucleotide messenger RNA. RefSeq lists its product as uncharacterized. The transcript is spliced from 3 exons. The coding region runs from base 391 to 1071 and encodes 226 amino acids. The record is from RefSeq and is a predicted model, not a curated record. Lineage: Eukaryota; Viridiplantae; Streptophyta; Magnoliopsida; Santalales; Ximeniaceae.